This is a messenger RNA of Saimiri boliviensis boliviensis (Bolivian squirrel monkey), 836 nucleotides long. The record is from RefSeq and is a predicted model, not a curated record. NCBI's taxonomy places the organism in Eukaryota, Metazoa, Chordata, Mammalia, Primates, Cebidae.
AUGGCCCCAGGCAGCGUCCUCUUCUCCAGGGUGGGGGUUAGGGGCACAUACUUUGUGACCCGGCUGGUGCGGAGCCCCCUCCACUGCGGGAGCUUGCAGGGGUGCGGGGGUGUGAGUGGCGCUCCUCGGACGGGCGUCCACAGUGCAGAGGACGUGCAGGGCUCGGCCGGGAAGCGGCUGCACCCGGGCCUGCCUGGCGGACCCGGACUCCGGACUCCCGACUCCCGGAGGCCCAGCCCGCCGAACGCAUUGGUAACUGUGCUCAAGAAGAUACAAUCGCGACAGCCCUCAGGGUGGCGCGCGGCGGAGAGGCGACGCGGGUGGCGCUGCAGAGGCGUCCCCACCCCCUCCGGGGGGGGCUCGGGAGCUGCCAGGCCCGCUGCAAGCGGCGACGCGGGAGAAACCGCGGGGCAGCAGCGCCCCCUGCAGCUGCCGGGCGCCUCCGCAGCCGCCGCGCAGACCCGACUCUUAAGGUGGCACCGCCGGGUUCCCAGCCCGCGCGCGCAGCUGUCGGGGUUCUCUGCCCCGCAGCCGGGGCUCCACCCGCUGCAGGUCUCUAGCAGCGGGCCUGACAGUCCAGAACGGCCAGAGUGUGCAAAACUCUGCAGCUAUUUGCUUGAUCCUUUGGCCCUGUACCUGCAGGACCUCUUCGGGGGAUGCCCCUCUAGAGAUUUCGACAGGCUAGAUUGAAAAUUCCCUGCGAGUAUAGGAGGAUGCGUAAGUCCCGCUUCAGGGAGGAACGACAAGAAUGGCGUUUCUUUAAGUCUAAAUAAAACUUUUAUUUUCGGUUAUAAAAAGCAGAAGUCCAGCAGGAAAGGGUCGCUGAGGGUUGGCAC